AUGGACGAAAGUCGGUUCAGCAUUGAAAAGCUGUGGAGCGGAGGAUAUAAGUCCUGGAGGUUCAAGACCGAGAUGCUCCUGAUUCGAGAGAACCUUUGGAAGUUCGUGAGCGGCGUUGCACCGGAACCUGCUACGCGACCUGCGAGGCAGAAGCAGAUGAUGUCCUCGAAAGUUUCAAUCCUGAAGAAGAUCUGCCGUUUGGAGUUCAAGGAAAAUGACAGCAUGGAAAAUCUUUUCCACAUGGACGAGUUGUUCCUAUGUUUGGAAAACGCCGGGCAAGCCAUGGACGAGAAAAUUAAGGUUUCCAUGGUGAUGCAAAACAUGCCCGACUCCUACGACGCGCUCAUUACCGCACUUGAAAGCAGAUCUGACGACGAGCUGACGAUGUAUUUGGUCGAACGAAAAUUACUCGACGAGGCACAGAAGCGGUUAGAGAAGGUACGUCCCAGUGAAGCACUUCUCAGAACGGGCCGGAACGAAACCGGAAGAAAGGCGGGCUGUAACUCCUGUGGGAAGCCAGGUCAUUUCAAGCGGAAUUGCCCCGAAUCACCUGCCCUGAGAGAGCGCCCUAGAAGAGGGACGAAAAUGCAAUCGAAGCCGAAAGGGAAGACGGCCAACGUGAGUAAAGCAAAUCCAUUCGCAUUUACCUACUGCACGCAACGCAACCGAACAGAAGCGUUCCUGGAUAGUAGAUUCGGGUGCCACAUCUCACAUGUGCUCGAAUCGAAAGUUUUUCACCGAAUUGCAAAGCUGUACAAGUUUGACGAUCACAUUGGCCGGUAUGGUAGCGAGACGUCCGUGAAGGGUAUCGGAACCGGUCAUCUGCUAGCAUACGACGAAGCUGGAGCGAUUCAAGAAAUGGUCCUGUCCGAUGUGUUUUACGUCGAAGAUUUGGAAUCAAACCUAAUUUUAGUCGGAAAACUCAUCACGAAAGGGGCGGAAGUCAUUUUCACGAAGCAACGAGGCUGCGUUAUCCGAAGCGGUGGCCGUGUAGCAGCUGUAGCAGACAAGAUUGGCGCCAGUUCCAGCCAAGGCCAAGCCGACAUCCAGCUGGCAAUCCUACGGUUGCUCGAACGUCUGACAAACCAGCAGCAGCCUCAGCAACAGAAUCCGGAACAAAUCCUGGAAUCCCUUUCGUCAAACAUUUCCGAAUUCGUUUACGAUCAGGAAAACGGAUUGACGUUCCAGCGGUGGUUUUCCCGGUAUCAAGAUCUGUUCGAGAACGACGCACGGCAGUUGGACGAUGCAGCGAAGGUCCGAUUGCUGCUCCGCAAGUUGGAUACUCUAUCCCACAGCCGCUAUCUCAACUAUAUUCUGCCUGCACUUCCCAAGGACAUCGAUUUCCGAGAAACGGUAUCAACCUUGAAGAAAAUUUUCGGCAGUCAGGUUUCCAAGUUCCGAAAGCGUUUCCAGUGUCUCCAGAUUGUCAAAAACGAUAUGGAUGACAUCAUCGAUUACGGCGGAAAGGUGAACCGUGCAUGCGAGGAUUUCGAGUUCCAGAACCUCACUCUGGACCACUUCAAGUGUUUGGUAUUCGUCAGCGGUCUGAAAUCGGCGAAACACGCUGAUAUACGAGCCAGGUUGCUGACCAAAAUGGAGAAUGAAACAAACGAAGCCCCAGCCACUCUUCAGUCGCUUAUUGACGAGUUUCAACGCCUCGCCAAUCUGAAGGAAGAUACGUCGAUGAUUGAACAUCAAUCAAGCUUCAAAUCAUCCGUUCACGCCGUCAGAAACACGAAAAGUGCAACGAGUGCAUCGCAGCAAAAUUCUCUGAAGCUUCCCAAGUCACCGUGCUGGCAGUGCGGUCAAAUGCACUUUGUGAAAGUGUGCCCAUUCAACAACCAUCUUUGCCAGAAUUGUAACCGCACCGGCCACAAGGAAGGUUACCGUUCUUGUAAUCACAAAAGCACCGCCAACAUCACAAGCACAGUCCAACACAACGAUGGCAAGAAGCGUUCCAGAAGGAAGAAGCGUUCCAGCGCCGAAACCAGAGGGGUGUUCAUCAUCAACCAAGUUGAACAUCGUGCAAGCCGCAGGAAAUUUGCUUCAGUUCUUGUCAACGGACAGCCAGUGUCACUCCAGAUUGAUUCUGCCAGUGAUAUUUCCAUCAUUUCCUCAAAAGUGUGGGAACAAAUCGGCAAGCCUACCAUGAAGCCUUCUUCGAGUCAAGCCACAAAUGCAUCUCGUCAACCGCUAACCCUCCUUGGCGAAUUCAACUGCGAGGUAACAAUCAACGGCCAAACCCAGCAAGCAAGGUGUUUCGUGACAUCGGUUUCCGGUUUGAACCUGAUCGGCAUUGAAUGGCUAGACCUUUUCGAUCUAUGGUCUAUUCCGUUUAAAUCGAUCUGCAAUCAAAUCGCAAUAUUUUCACCGGAAAGAAUCGACAAGGAAAUCAAACAGAUGAUGGUCCAGCACAAGCAACUGUUCAGCGGCACCCUUGGUCAUUUCAAUCGCUCUAAAGUUCAUCUUUACCUGAAACCAAACCCCAAACCGGUAUUCUGUCCUCGACGUCCAGUUCCAUUCAAUUCAAUUCCACUAGUCGACACCGAACUAACCCGUCUCCAGAAUCUGGGAAUCAUCUCACCCAUAGAAUUCUCGGAGUGGGCAGCGCCGAUUGUAGUAGUGAAGAAACCGGACGGCAGAGUACGAAUCUGUGCUGACUAUUCGACGGGACUCAACGACGCAUUAGAAGCCAACCAUUAUCCAUUGCCAGUACCAGAAGAAAUUUUUGCGCAGCUGGCCGGCAGUCAAGUCUUCAGUGUCAUAGAUCUAUCGGAUGCCUAUUUGCAGCUGGAAGUCACCGACGAGUCGAAAAAUCUCCUCACCAUCAACACUCAUCGAGGACUUUUUCGAUUCAACCGUCUCGCUCCGGGAGUCAAAUCCGCACCAGGGGCUUUUCAAUCAAUCAUCGACGGUUUAGUAGCUGACAUUCCUGGUGUGCGCCCUUUCAUCGACGAUGUUAUCAUCCACGGCAAGAGUUGGGAAGAGCAUUCAAAAUCCUUACAACUCUUACUUCGCAAAUUCGAGGACUGCGGCCACAUCGUUGAUACAAAGGGUAUCCGUCCCGAUCCGGCGAAGAUCAAGUCCAUCGCCAACAUUCCUGCGCCAAAGAACGUUUCCGAGCUCCGUUCGUUCCUUGGUGCUGUUAAUUAUUACGGCAAAUUUGUCAAGCAAAUCCACGACUUACGGCAUCCCAUGGACCAGCUGUUGCGCAAAGACGUGAAGUGGGAAUGGAAUUCCGAAUGUCAACAAUCAUUCGACAAAUUCAAGCAAAUUCUAAAUUCCAACCUGUUGCUGACACACUACGAUCCCAAGUUGCCUAUCGUCGUAGCAGCCGAUGCAUCAAAGACGGGAAUUGGUGCCGUAAUUUUUCACAAGUUUCCGAACGGUUCUUUAAAAGCGAUUCAGCAUGCAUCCCGAUCCCUCCCAACUGCAGAGCAAGCCUACGGUCAACCUGAGAAGGAAGCACUAGCGCUUGUGUAUGCUGUAACCAAAUUCCACAAGAUGCUUUUAGGAAGAAGGUUCACUCUUCAAACCGACCACAAACCUCUGUUGUCGAUUUUCGGUUCGAAGAAAGGCAUUCCUCUCCACACCGCCAACUGGUUGCAGCGAUGGGCGCUGAUAUUAUUGAACUACGACUUCGAAAUUCAAUACAUUUCUACGAACGAGUUUGGUUGUGCUGAUAUGUUGUCUCGACUCAUCGACAGCAGCAUCCGUCCGGAAGAGGAUUACGUCAUCGCAGCGAUAGCCUUGGAAGAAGACAUGGUAAGCAUCCUACAAACAAACAUUGAUGCAGUUCCAGUAUCGUUCAAAGCACUCCGUGACGCCUCAAGCAAAUGCAACACACUCAAACAGGUGAUCCGACACAUCAAUGAAGGUUGGCCAGCUUCAUCACAACUCGUCAGCGAGCCGGUCAAACCGUUCUUCCAACGUCGUGAAUCUCUAAGUGUGAUCAACGGAUGUGUGAUGUUCCAGGAAAGAGUGGUCGUUCCGCAUACUUACCGCAAACGAUUACUCAGCCAAUUUCAUCAAGGACAUCCUGGUGUGGUCCGAAUGAAAGCUGUAGCCCGCACCAAAGCUUCAACGAAGGUGAAAUUGGAAUCAUGGCCCAUUCCGGAGAAGCCCUGGUGUCGAAUCCAUAUCGACUAUGCAGGACCAGUUGACGGUGUCUACUUUUUCGUAGCUGUGGAUUCCAGUUCCAAGUGGCCAGAGGUGAUUGCAACCAAGUCGACAACGGCGAGCUCAACCAUCAAGCUUCUUAGGCAGAUGUUCGCUACAUUUGGAAUCCCUGAAACGAUUGUGAGCGACAACGGAACCCAAUUUACGAGUUUUGAGUUUCAAACAUUCUGCCAGCAGUCCGGCAUCGAGCACAUCCGGACGGCGCCAUUCCAUCCACAAUCAAAUGGGUUGGCAGAACGUUUUGUGGACUCUCUCAAGCGUAGCCUGAAGAAGAUUCGAUCGGGGGGAGAAACUCUCGAGGAUGCACUUCGAACGUUCCUGACUGUUUAUCGCUCGACACCAACUGAAGAUGGACAGUCACCAGCACAGAGGAUGAUGGGAAGACCGAUGCGAACCGUAUCAUCACUUCUACUUCCUCCGAAGCCAACUCGUGUGAGGCCCAGCUCCGUGAUGAACCGCCAAACUGAAACAUUCAACCGAAAACAUGGUGCCAUCUCCAAACAGUUCAAGCCCGGCGACACAGUUUACGCGCAUGUACAUCACAAGAACUCUUGGUCCUGGAAAGCCGGGGUGGUCAUCGAGCGGAUUGGCAAUGUGAAUUACAACGUUCAGCUUCAAGAAUCCCAACGUCUCAUUAGGUCCCAUGCCAAUCAGCUCCGCACACGCCCUUCCGAAGAGGUGGAAUCCAAAACCGAAUCUCCGUUAUCAAUUUUCCUGGAUGGUUUUGGUCUUCAAAUUUCACAGCCCCCACGACCUGUACCUCAAGCCGAUGAAUCAGUGCCGGAACCGGAAGAUGGUGCAGAACCCCACUUCAAUUCAUCCCUCCUAACAGACGAUGAAUCGCUCAAGUCGGAUGAAGGUGAAACCAAAGUUCCGGAAGAGGUUCCAGCACGACCAAAACGUCUCCUGCGGCUACCAUCCAAGCUCGAAGGGUACUGGAUGUUUUAG
Molecule: messenger RNA, 5127 nt
Organism: Uranotaenia lowii
Lineage: Eukaryota; Metazoa; Arthropoda; Insecta; Diptera; Culicidae
Exons: 5
Coding region: 1-5127 (1708 amino acids)
Biological process (GO): DNA integration
Molecular function (GO): zinc ion binding; nucleic acid binding
Source: RefSeq, a predicted model, not a curated record